CGACGGUAUUAUUAUCUUCGUUGGCCAGACCGACGAGGUUCUCCGGCGCGGUCACCGCCGACAUGAUGACAACGGUUAUGCGGCGCGUGCAACAGCGGUCGGACCACGCCGCGCACGACAAUAAUAAUAAUAGUAUGACCGGCUUAACAUCGUUCAAAGUAAUUAAUUAGCACACAUUUUCUUUUCAACCGUAUAGGCGACGACGCUUGCGUGUCUAUUGGCCACCCGCAAGCAGCCGUUUAUACGAUUCUUCGUCGACACUUAAAUGGAUAGCGGUUUGCCAUCAACCCGAUGGUUCGCCCCUGACCACGAUUGCCACGAUUGACGCGCUUAAAAAACUUUCCCAAUAAUCAUGUCAUAUCAAAAAAAUUACAAAUACACGUUAUCUUCAAACAACGGGAUUCUAUCAACGGAACAAAGGGAUUUUUUCGAAAUUAAUGGAUUCAUUAUCAUUAAACACUUGAUACAUGAAACAUUGUUGGAUCGAUUCAAACAAAGAUUCAUCGAUAUAUGUGAAAAUAAGAUCAAUCGAGGAGGAAUAACUGUGAUGAAAGAUAUAUCAUCAGUUAAAAAAAAUCAAGAAGUAAUUUCUAAUGAGCGUAUCGUUAAUAAGAUUCAAGACAUAUUAUGGGAUGAUGUAUUCGAACAAUACUUUCUCCAUCCACAACUACUCGAUUAUGUACAAUGUUUCACUGGAAAUAAUAUAAUGGCAAUGCAUUCAAUGUUAAUAAACAAACCUCCAGAUACUGGUUCAAUGACUUCGAGACAUCCAAUGCAUCAGGAUUUACAUUACUUUGCCUUUCGCCCAGCUGACAGAAUCGUAGCUACAUGGACAGCUAUGCAAACGGUUACAAAAGCUAACGGGUGUCUGUUUGUAUUGCCGGGUUCACAUAUACAACCGGGCAAACUUCUUCCACACGAAUAUCCCGAAUGGAAAGGUGGCGUGAAUAAAGGUUUCCAUGGGAUUAUCGGCUACGAUAGUCACGAAAAAAAAUAUUUGGAUAUGAAUCCCGGUGACACAGUAUUUUUUCACCCAUUACUAAUACACGGAUCUGGACCAAAUACGUCACAAGAAACAAGAAAAGCAAUUUCUUGUCAUUUCGCAUCCUGUGAAUGCCAAUAUAUAGAUGUAACUGGUACGACACAACAAAAUAUCGCCAUUGAAGUCAAAGAAAUAGCACGUCGGAGAGGUUUCAAUGACAUGGACUUCAAAGACUUUUGGAAGUUUCGAAGCCGACUAGUACGUGGAUUGAAAAUGCAUUUAUGACGUGGUCUUAAUGAGCUGCAAUUUAAAAAAAUUAUUUCACAUAAUUUAUUUAACCUUUAUUUACAUAUUCUUUUAGCAAUUUCAAUUAGUUUAUUAGUGACGCCUAUCUAUCAAUUAUAAUAAUUAUAUUUAUAAACCAACACAUAUACUACACACUACACAUAUAUAUUAUAUUAUAUACCUAUAUAUUUUUAUUUUACUAGCUUUUGAUAAAAAGUUACAAUAAAUUCAACAAAAAUGUAUGGUCGCUAUU
Molecule: messenger RNA, 1520 nt
Organism: Rhopalosiphum padi (bird cherry-oat aphid)
Lineage: Eukaryota; Metazoa; Arthropoda; Insecta; Hemiptera; Aphididae
Product: phytanoyl-CoA dioxygenase, peroxisomal-like
Exons: 9
Coding region: 353-1267 (304 amino acids)
Biological process (GO): fatty acid alpha-oxidation
Molecular function (GO): phytanoyl-CoA dioxygenase activity
Source: RefSeq, a predicted model, not a curated record